This is a messenger RNA of Endocarpon pusillum Z07020, 1122 nucleotides long. RefSeq lists its product as uncharacterized. The transcript is spliced from 2 exons. Gene Ontology annotation, molecular function: protein binding. Lineage: Eukaryota; Fungi; Ascomycota; Eurotiomycetes; Verrucariales; Verrucariaceae. The record is from RefSeq and is a predicted model, not a curated record. The coding region runs from base 1 to 1122 and encodes 373 amino acids.
AUGGGUUUCUUCAAGUCACUGAAAGGCGAAGGUCCAAAAUCUAUUGGUGGCAAGGAAGAGUCUCAAGAUCAACAGCAGAGGUCUUCUGAAAAACGUCGUCUCUUCGGCCAUGCCUUACCGAAUCAGUAUGACCCUCCUGCAGGUCCUCCUCCUUCACACAUGAGAUCAACCGAAUACGAACCACCUCCUGGACCUCCCCCAGGGCAGUACAGCAAGGCGACGGACACAUUCGCUCCACCAUCUGGACCUCCUCCUAGACAGACCAAUGCAACCGAGGACAACCCGCCACCUUACCAUGACUGGACAGUGAUACCCGACACAGCUUUGCUACCACCUCCACCUGCCAUACAUUACGAGUGUUCUGCGAAUAAUGCCUCCUGGGAUGACGCCGCCCGUGCGCACGACUGGUGCCGGCAGAACCCCUUGUACUCACCUUCAAAACCCCACCCUUCUCUUUAUAAUGCAGUUCAGAAUGGUGAUAUCUCCCUUCAGAAACCACAAGAGUUUAAAGGCGAUCUUACACAACGUGGCAAAGGACAAUGGAAGGCAACAACGAAAUUCUCUUGUACAGACUGCAUUUUCUUGAGCACCUUGCCGCUUUACUUCGCAGUAGAGGAUUCUCCUCUGAUGACAGGGAGAUCCAAGACCAUAUACUUUGAAGUGAGACUACUUGCCACCGGUGGAAAUAUUGCCAGGCAAGCGGCCGGUGUCGCUGUAGGGUUCUGUGCAAAGCCUUAUCCUUCAUGGAGGCUUCCAGGCUGGCAACGUGCGUCACUGGGCGUUCAUGGGGAUGAUGGCCGACGAUUUGUAAAUGACCCCAACGGUGGAGUCGACUUUACAAGGCCUUUCAAGCCAGGGGAAACUGUAGGUAUUGGAAUGAAAUUCAGUAUCGCACCGAAUGUCCAAGGCCAUGGUAAAGCUCAUGCAGAGGUGUUUUUCACCAGAGAUGGUAAGAGAGACGAAGGCUGGCAAGUGGACGAAGAACGUGAUCGGGAAAGUGACAGUGUGCUUGGUCUGGAGGGGGGGAUGGACCUAUAUGCAGCAGUUGGCAUGUUUGGCGCUGUUGACUUUGAGGUACAAUUUGCGCCAGGAGGUUGGCUCUACCAACCAGAAAGUGCCUGA